AUGGAGAGUCCGGAGCUGUACAUGGGCGCGAACGGCCUGCAGCGGCGCGAGGUGGGCCGCCUACUGCCGGCGCUGGUGGCGCGACUUGAGUGGCGCAACCACCACCGCCUGCUGGACAUCGGCUGCGGCACCGGCGACGUGCUCACCGAGCUGCUGCUGCCCCUGCUACCCUGUUUUGGCUCGGCGCUCGGUGUGGACGUCUCGGAGCCGAUGGUGCAGUUCGCCACAAAGACGUACGGCUCGGAGCGGCUGCGGUUCCGCGUGGCCGACAUCGGCUCGGCCGCGGCGGCCGCAGAGAUCGGCCUCACCUUCCACCGGGUGGUCUCCCUCUUCUGCCUGCACUGGGUGCAGAACCAGCGGGCUGCUCUGCAGAACAUCCACGACCUUCUCGUGCCCGGGGGAGAGGCCAUCUUAUCUUCAUCGCAAACAACAAAAAUUUACCCAAUGUACGAAAAGGUAGCGGCGAUGUCCAGAUGGAAGGAGUACAUGGCCGACUGGCGAGCGUUCAUCACGCCGUACCAGGGAGUGUCCGACCCGGCCGGCGAGUUCCGCCGGUGCGCAGAGACGGCCGGCCUGGAGGUCAGAGACGUGACGGCGCCAGAGAGCACGUUCGUCUACCGCUCACGGGCGGAGCUGGAGGCGGCUCUUGCAGCCGUCAGUCCAUUCAUGAUGAGGGUUCCUGAGCGCGACAGGCGUGACUUCAUACGGGACUGCGCCCAGGAAGUGAUUCGCAUUGUUGGUGUGGAUGAUAAAGGUGCUGUGACGUCACAAUAUCAACUGAUUGUCGCUCAUCUGGCUAGGAGGAACUAGCAGGGCGACAUGAUUGACAUUUGACACUGGAUACUGGAUAGGUAUGGUAGGUAUGGUAUGGAUUGGAAGUAGCCGUUUUCACAACGGGCUAUCCGCAAAUGCACCUAAUUUGACCAAAUCUGCACCUUAUCUCUUUUACAGCAAAUGUCUUCAUUUUAUGAAUUUAUUUCAGUGUUUUAAUCGAUAAUACUCUGAUAAAAUGACAGAGCAGGCAUAUAGGCAAUUAGUGCAACCCUAGCUGAUAGUCGUUGUCGUUGUCGGUUGUCGUUGUCGUCGUCCCCGAAGUUGUCGUUGUCGGUGAACCCGACCUUCUAUGUACCGCUUGGU
This is a messenger RNA of Amphibalanus amphitrite, 1137 nucleotides long. Its product is annotated as juvenile hormone acid O-methyltransferase-like. The record is from RefSeq and is a predicted model, not a curated record. NCBI's taxonomy places the organism in Eukaryota, Metazoa, Arthropoda, Thecostraca, Balanomorpha, Balanidae.